This is a messenger RNA of Dermacentor andersoni, 4921 nucleotides long. RefSeq names its product aryl hydrocarbon receptor spineless (gene ss). Gene Ontology annotation, cellular component: nucleus; aryl hydrocarbon receptor complex. The record is from RefSeq and is a predicted model, not a curated record. Gene Ontology annotation, biological process: xenobiotic metabolic process; regulation of transcription by RNA polymerase II; response to xenobiotic stimulus. Gene Ontology annotation, molecular function: protein dimerization activity; transcription cis-regulatory region binding; nuclear receptor activity. Lineage: Eukaryota; Metazoa; Arthropoda; Arachnida; Ixodida; Ixodidae.
CUCUCAUAGAUGGCGCCACUCGCCAGCGAGUCCUCCCCGCGCUGAUUGGCCCGCGCCGGCGCGCCUCCUUCCUCUAGGGGCGCCAGACGAGGCGGGGCCUGUGGAAGCGCUCCCCCUCGGAAGCGAGGCCGGUCGCCAUCAAUCAGAGUCGGCGCCCCUGCGUUGCGUGCGAAAAGGGGCGAAAAGACGCAAAGAAGCAACCACCCACCGUCAUGACAGGCGGCCGCCGCCCGUGGGUCCUGUCGCGUACGCCAGCCAACGCCGCCAUGCCGCCGUUCAUCAGCUAGCGACGCCAAAGGAAGCUGUGUCCCGCCGGUCGCGCGUUUGCCGAGCCGUCCGUAUUCUGCACCGCGAAGAAACCGCGUCCGCCUGUGUUCGUCGAUCUGCCGUCGGUCGGGCUGCGGUGGGCCGCCGCGGACGACAUGGGACCGCCACCGUGCUGACCCACCGGAGGAGAGGCGCCGGUUCGAUCAUCGCCACCGUCUGCCGCCAAAGAUCGAGGGUUCGACGACGUUCGUCCCGAGGCAGCGGCAAGAGCUGUGAACCACCGUUUUCUUGUUCGUUUGGUUUGGUUUGUUUUCCGUUUUUGCGUGCCUCUUCUGUGACGAUACGCGCGCGCGACGCGCGCUCGGACGGAGGACAUCAUGAGCCACCUCAGUGCGAUGUACGCUACCAAACGGCGCCGCCGGAAUUCCAAGAGCGUACGAGUGGCACCGAAGGAAGGCCCCAACGGUCAGCCGGUCAAGUCCAACCCUAGCAAGCGGCACCGGGAGCGUCUGAACGCCGAGCUGGACACGCUGGCCAGCCUGCUGCCUUUCGACCAGAACGUGCUCUCCAAGCUGGACAAGCUCUCCAUACUCAGGCUCAGCGUCUCCUAUUUGCGCACCAAGAGCUACUUCCAAGCGUCCUUACACCGCAACAUGGAGAGGCACGACGCGCACCAGCACAAGAGCAGGGAGCUGCUGUACAUCGAGUCACUCGUCGAAGGAGAUCUCAUCCUGCAGGCGCUCAACGGCUUCCUGCUCAUACUCACCUGCGACGGAGAAGUUUUCUACGCAUCUCAUACGGUAGAAACGUACCUGGGCUUUCAUCAGUCAGACAUCUGCCACCAGAGCGUCUACGAGCUGGUGCACUCGGAGGACCGCGAGGAACUGCAAAGGUUUCUGCUGUGGAACUCGCAGCUGCCUUCCGACCGCAGCGCCAUCUCGCUUCAGGAAGCUCUCUUACCAGAGAACGCGCAGUACCUGGAUAGGAAUUUCACCGUGCGUUUUCGUUGCCUGCUGGACAACACCUCCGGCUUCUUGCGGCUGGACAUCCAGGGCAAGAUCCGCGUCCUCCAGGGCCAGAACCACAAGACCGAGGAGCCGCCCCUGGCGCUGUUCGCCGUGUGCACGCCGUUCGGGCCUCCGUCCUUGCUCGAGAUGCCGCAGAAGGAGUCCAUGUUCAAGAGCAAGCACAAGCUCGAUCUGGCGCUAGUCUCCAUGGACCAAAGGGGCAAGCAGCUGCUCGGCUACGCGGACUCGGACUUCAUGAGCCAAGGCGGAUACGACCUGGUUCACUUCGACGAUCUCGCUUACGUGGCCAGCGCGCAUCAAGAACUGCUGAAGACGGGUGCAUCGGGGCUGAUCGCUUACCGGCUCGCCACAAAGGACGGCAAGUGGCAAUGGCUGCAGACCAGCGCGAGGCUGGUCUACAAAAACUCCAAGCCGGACUUCAUUUUGUGCACGCAUAGGCCACUCAUGGAAGAAGAAGGUCGGGAUUUGCUUGGCAAACGGACGAUGGACUUCAAGGUCACCUACCUGGACGCCGGCCUGACGACGUCCAGUAGCUGUUCUUCGACGAGCAGCGAACGGAACAGCGCAGGGGGCAGCAGCGUCGGAGGCGGUGGCGCAAGCAGCGGGACCAACUGCAAUGCCAGCGCCGCCGGUGAAGUCGGCGGAGCGCCUAUGUCAGAGAACGACUUCAUUCUGCGCUGCCAGAGGAAUCGACGCUACAAGUCGCAGAUACGCGACCUCCUCAGCCGCGGGAAGCGGAGCAAGGGAUCCUCAGCUAGCAAAGGCCCCACGCCGCCACCGCCGCCGACGGCAUACAGCAUCGAGGACUACGGCAAUAUGUACGCGACCGCGGCGGCAGCACCGUACGCUGCCGCGGCAGCUGCGGCGGCCGCGGCGGGCGACAGCGGGCUUCCGCCGGGCUACGGCGUGGCCCAGAACCUAUUCCUGGACAACUCGAGGUUCCUGGCGCCCGAGAACUUCCUCCACUACCGGCACCUGAGCGGAUACUACGCGCCCGAGUACCCGCAGUACGGCAACGGCUUCCUCGACCCCGCCACCAGGUAUACCCCCUACCAGGAGCAGAAGGAUGACAAGCUGUACGCCUGUCAGCUAGACAAGUACAACGGCGUCCAAGCGCCCAAGGCCUCGUGCUGCGAUCCCUACGGCGCCGUACUCCCCGACAGCAGGCAGCUCGGCUUCGGCAGCCUCUCGGACUGUCUGCUCAGGCCAGCCAAGGCGGCUGCCGUGCCAGCGCCCAAGGAAGACAUGACGCGGCAGAGCGUGCUCAUGUGGGGCGCGCCCCCGCCUCCCCCUCCUCCCCCGCCUCCGCCCCAUCCGACCCCGCACCCGUCUGGCGCGUCGGCGGCGGACCCCGGCUGCAAAUGGGGCGGCCUGGCGUCGGCGCCCAAGACCAGCUCGCCGCACAACAGCUCGAGUCCCGUCGGCGCUCGGGUGGCCCCAACGCCGUAUGCCGCGGCGCCAACCUAUACACACGAGAUGGUUCCCGAGGGAUGGCAGAUGGAAGCUAUGGCGCCUUGGAGACCACAUUUGCCUGCACUUGGUUAGGGAACCAAGAUGGACUUCAUCAGAAGUGAACAAGGACAGUGUGUGCUCCCGUACAGGCUGCGACGUCAUCCAAGAAAACUUGAUGGAGCCUCCAAGAGCUGCCGCCUUCAUUGCAAAAGCCUUGCCAAGGAAGAAAACAGCACACUGAACUUUUAACACUGAACUCAAUGACUGAAUGUGCGCGAGUGUGCAUAUAGCUGGACAGACCUCCAAAGAAAGGAACCAGAAAGACUCAUGACCGGUGUUUCAACCAUUGCAAACAGAACUGCAUCAUCAUCAUGUGUGCUUGUGCUCGUGAGUGUGACUUUUCGUGAAUGUGGCUUUUCAUUGUUGUCCUAGUUUCGUGUGCUUUGCUUUCAAUAACUUUGUGAACAAGUUGUGGACCGAGAGGUUGAGCUAAACAUGCUGAUAACUUGUCACAAUCUGCAAAUUGAAGUGGUGCCCCAUACCCUUUACCCCGUCAAUUCUUCAGCUGCCCGCUGUUAUCUAUCUUCAUAAAACUUAGACUCCAACUAGUACUGCAUACUAGCUACAAUGCCAAACCUCAUAUUAAAAGUUACACUGUUAGUCUGUUUUUCAGUAGGGCAGGGAAAAAAAGAAAAUCAGUGACUGUUUUAGCAAUCAAAUGACACUGGAAAAGAAAAUACAGCUUGAAUUAUGAAGGGCACAAUUGCACAAAAAGUAGCACAGUGAAUUACCCUUGUGAUCUUGAAAAAAUAUGAUUUGUGACAGAAUAAUUCGCUCAUACGAGAAGUCGAUUUUAUUUGGCCAUUAGCUUCGUUAGCAUACAGUGACAAAAAAAAUCAACAUGAUACCCAGAAGAUGUAGAAAAAUUUGCCCUGUUCUUGACUGCGACACUGUGUUUAGGCAAGCUGUCACAUCAAACCAGCAGUAGCUUUUGUUUUGUUUCUUGAAGCGUAUCAGAAGAAUCAGCCAAAGUGUUGCUACAGUUAUGUACAUUUUGCAAUUCCUCAAAAUGUGCAAAUGCUUUUCAAACAAGUUCAUGAGUUGAUUAGGAUUGGUACCUCACAGCUCAUCGUAAUUGCAAGACUGAUAAGCGAUAAGGCACCCAUAAUGUUAAGACGUCAUAUAAAUGCUCAAAUUGCUCAUAGCAUUAGACAGUUCUAACAUAGUGGAGGAAUUAUGGAGUAGAUGUGCAAUGAAAUACCAGAUGAAAGAAGCAAUGGCAGUGCUUUUGACUGUACCCAGGACUUUUAAUUGCAAUGACUUAGAAGUGUAUUUCACUUAUAUGCUGGCACAAAUGCAUCAGCAAUAACAUAAUCACUACAAAUCUAUUUUUGCACUUUUUCUUUCUCAAGAACAGUUGCGCAAGGUAACAAUUUUAGCAUUUUAUGCCUGAUAACAGUGCGGCAAGAUGUUGCCGAUGUGCUCUGGUAUUUUUGGAUAUGUUUAGGCUCAUACGUCUCCACCACGCUAAACUUAUUUAACUAGUUAGAACAUACAAUGAAGCCUGUAACAGUGCUAUUUCACUCCACAAUUUCUUUUUUCAGUUUUAUAGAGCUGCAUGGUAAAUGCAACAAAGAAAAGGCCACCGACGGCAGCCUAGGUAAUUUCACACCCUAACUAGUCGUUCCGAAAAGUAAAAUACAAAGAAAAUAUCUGGCUUAUCACUCCACAAAAAUGCACAUGUGUGAAUAUGAAUGUGCUUUCGCUGUUAAAGGUAAAAAAAAAGGUGCAUUAUUUACACUGCACAUUUUGUCUCCAUGAGAAGUCAGGCAUUUCCAAUGUCACUGUUUGCCAAUGAGUUUAUGAGGAUCGUUUCUUCUUCCUGCAUCUAGCAUGGGCACUUUGCAGCUAGCAAUGCUUUCAGAAGUGCAACAGUUUGCCUUUGCUGUAAUGGGGCACCAGCUCUGAGGUGACUAAAACAAGCCAUUAGUGCCAUAAUGUUCUGAACAAUCUACUACAAGUCCCAGGUAUGAUACAAACUUGAAGCGUCACUUUUCAUUCUGUGCUAUCAAUCUUAUUUUGCAUGUGAGAACAAAAGCUUUCAGACUCUGCAUGCUUUUGCGCUCAUAAAUGGCUGGCAUUAUUCUGCUGUGUGCAAGAAAAAAAAAGAGGAA